Helicoverpa zea (corn earworm) is the source of this 818-nucleotide messenger RNA. RefSeq names its product UPF0488 protein CG14286. Lineage: Eukaryota; Metazoa; Arthropoda; Insecta; Lepidoptera; Noctuidae. The record is from RefSeq and is a predicted model, not a curated record. The transcript is spliced from 3 exons. The coding region runs from base 137 to 748 and encodes 203 amino acids.
AAGUAAACGACGCACGCCGCACCUUCAUUGAGCAAAAGAGAAACGUCACUGCUUCAUAUUACAUCAAUCAAAAGUUCAAAACAAAACAAAACGUGGUUUAUUUACUUGAAAUAAAGAGUGAUUUUAAGUUGUAAAUAUGCCUAAACCUACUAAAUUACAUUCUAAAGGAAAAUCCAACUCUCUUCAGAAACCUUGUAAAGUAGAGAAAGACACAUCUGACGCCGUAGAUCCCGAAGAAUCUGUGAGACAGUUUCAGCUUGAACUGUGCUGGUGUAUUCAACAGUUAGAGAGAUGUUUAAACGAAAAGAAAGGCACUGAAAAGCAAAUGCAAGAAGCAUGGAAGGUGCUCACAGUGUUAAAGAACAACAAUCAGCCUGUGAUCCGCAAGAGACAACUAAUGAGAACACAUUUUGGAGACUAUAGAGCUAAAAUGGCUGCCGAAGAGAAGAAAUUAGCAAAAAUGGCCAGUAAAAUCAAGAUAUCAGAUGUUCCUGACAAGCCAAAAGCUACAUUUUUGAGAAAAUCUGCAUUUCUAACUACGGGUGAUGAAUCAUUUAAAUUCAACUUCAGUUUAGCACCAGAUCAAGUAGACAAAGGCAAUGCUACUGAAAUUAUUCCAAAAGAUAGCAACACUAAGCUUGAUCCUGAAGUUGCCAACACUGAAAAAAGUGAUGAUAGUGCAAAGAAAUUUAAAUUUUCAUUUACAAAUUCAGAGUUUAAGUUUAAUUUUAAUGUAGAUAAUUCUUAGGUUGUACUUAAAAUAAUAUUAUAUUAAUUCUGUACAAAUAUAACUGGAUAAUAUAAGUGCUUAAUUAUGA